AUGUCGCAGAACACCGAGCCUCAACUGUCGCAAGGUUCUUUGGGCCCUCCGGCAGAAAUUUCCCGCCCGGCCACGCCAGUGCAGCGCGCAACUCUUUCCGCAUCUCCCGAUUUGAGUGUAGGAGCUGGAAGCCAGUCACCGCACUCCGACAACCUCAAAUUCAUAUCACCCCCGUCUUUACCUUCGUCAGGCUUGACUCCGCCACUGUCAACACAGAUUCCUGGAGCUCCGCGAAGGUCAAGAUCUCGAUCGAGCUCGUACUUGGCGCCGUCUCCGGACAUUGAAGAAACACUGUGUGCUGCAUACGGAGCGUCUGAAAAUCUCCCUACGGCCGGGGAAAUCGAUACCGCUGACGAGAAUAAACUUCGCACCAUUGCAAAAGAGCUUCUUGGAGUAGCUCGAGAGUCUCGCGUGUCUGCCCUUCAUUUCAAAUUGCAAUAUGGUCUUUUGUCGUUUAGGAGUAAUGUGGCUAUCAAACGCGCCGAGGUUGAGCAUAAGCUUGCUAGGAGAGAGGCCGAGAUUCUUCAAAGCACCGAGUAUCGCAGUCGCCACCCCCCAUCCGACGCAGAGCCCGUGCCUCAAAUCUCUAAUAUCGAGUUGGAACUUGCAGUCAAACGUAAUCAAGAGCUUGAGAGGGCCAAUGCUACCCUUGAAAGAAGACUGCAAAGAGCCAAGAAGCUUAUUGAGCAAGAAAAAGACCAGUCAGAUCAGUUGGUAGAAGAGAAUCAGUUGUUGAAGAAGCGCAUUCGAGAGAAUCGGGAACAUUUCUCGCGGAUGAUUGAGCACGGUCCAAUGUCUCCGAGCCAAAGUGUCCAAACUCCUCACCGGAGGUCUCAGCCUCAAUUUAUGGACAACAACGACCAUAAUCUACACAGAAGUGAUAGCACUAACCCGUUUGCUGCUCUCCUUGCCGCGGAUCGUGUUCUCAACAGGGCAUCCCCUAGUGUGGCAUCGACGCCACAUCGGCAUAGAGCCCAUCGACACCAUUCAAAUGGACACGCGCGAGGUAGCCAUUCCCUGUCCUCACUUCCCAUUACACCAUCUCAGACACACAAAGUCCAUCAGGAAAGCCAAUAUGUCACUCCUGGGAGGGAUUCUAGCGAUGAGAACCGCGAUAGGGAUAGCACAAUUUCUGCUUCUGAUAUCGAGGAAGCCGAAACCGAAGAAGAUAUUCCACCUUCCCGGGCGGAAUCUCUUACAACCAGCAUACUUCGCCGUAACCAUCCAAUUAUCAAACAGGAUAUGCACAAUCCGGCAUCAAGAUCUAGCACACUUCUGCAGACAAAGCUAUUCGGCCAAGUGCGAAAGACUGGUGUUGACCGCCCUGCGAGUAAUCUCAAACGCAAGGCAAGUUCUGAUGGUGCGAGCUCGAAGAAAUCAAAAGCGGAGGACCAGGUGGGUCUCGGAAUUCAUUGA
Aspergillus puulaauensis is the source of this 1416-nucleotide messenger RNA. RefSeq lists its product as uncharacterized. Lineage: Eukaryota; Fungi; Ascomycota; Eurotiomycetes; Eurotiales; Aspergillaceae. Bases 1 to 1416 code for a protein of 471 amino acids. The transcript has a single exon. The record is from RefSeq and is a predicted model, not a curated record.